AUGAUCCGUCGAAACACACGUUUGCGUCGAGAAUACCUUUACAAGAAAUCGUUGGAGGCCAAUGAAAGGACCAACUUUGAAAAGAAGCAGGCAAUCAAGCAGGCGAUCGAAGAGGGAAAGGCCAUACCGACCGAAUUACGGAAUAUGAGCAACGAGCUUCGAGAAGACCUACCAUUCGAUCAGGCACAAGCUGCACCUACGAGCCACGUUGAUGAUGAGUAUGCUCGAGCAGGCGUUUUCGAUCCCAAGAUUAUGAUCACUACUUCUCGUGACCCAAGCAGUCGACUACAACAGUUUGCCAAGGAAAUGCGUUUGGUAUUCCCUAAUUCGCAACGUAUCAAUCGUGGUGGUCACGUUAUCAAGGACAUUGUGGAAGCAUGUCGAGCAAACGAGGUGACAGAUUUGGUGAUCCUGCAUGAACAUCGUGGUCAGCCUGAUGGUAUGGUCGUAUGUCAUUUCCCCUACGGACCAACAACCUAUUUUUCUUUGCACAACGUUGUUCUUCGGCACGAUAUCAAGGAUCAAGGCACAGUAUCGGAAGCAUUCCCUCAUCUCAUCUUCCACAACUUUAGCUCCCGUUUGGGUCAACGAGUAACCAACGUCUUGAAAUAUCUAUUCCCUGUACCAAAGGAAGACAGCAAACGUGUCAUGACUUUUGCAAAUGAGAACGACUACAUUUCUUUCAGGCACCAUGUUUAUGUCAAGACCGGUAAUAAUGUUGAAUUGGCCGAGGUUGGACCACGCUUUGAAAUGCGGGUGUAUGAAAUCAGAUUGGGAACUGUUGAUUUGGCAGACGCGGACGUAGAAUGGCAACUUUCAUCAUACACUCGUACUGCUGGCAGGAGAAUGGAAUUGUAG
Lichtheimia ornata is the source of this 858-nucleotide messenger RNA. RefSeq lists its product as uncharacterized. Gene Ontology annotation, cellular component: Mpp10 complex; small-subunit processome; nucleolus. Gene Ontology annotation, molecular function: snoRNA binding; rRNA primary transcript binding. The record is from RefSeq and is a predicted model, not a curated record. The transcript has 9 exons. NCBI's taxonomy places the organism in Eukaryota, Fungi, Mucoromycota, Mucoromycetes, Mucorales, Lichtheimiaceae. Bases 1 to 858 code for a protein of 285 amino acids. Gene Ontology annotation, biological process: rRNA processing.